Solanum dulcamara is the source of this 543-nucleotide messenger RNA. Its product is annotated as pectinesterase inhibitor-like. Gene Ontology annotation, molecular function: pectinesterase inhibitor activity. Gene Ontology annotation, biological process: negative regulation of catalytic activity. Lineage: Eukaryota; Viridiplantae; Streptophyta; Magnoliopsida; Solanales; Solanaceae. The record is from RefSeq and is a predicted model, not a curated record. The transcript has a single exon. Bases 1 to 543 code for a protein of 180 amino acids.
AUGGCACUGUCAUACAACUUUGCCAUAUUUCUGAUAGCUUCUGUACUAUCAAUCUUGUUCACGUUAACAAGCGUGAAAGCCGAUCUGAUAAACGAUGUUUGCUCAAAAACACAAAAGCCUGCUAUAUGUUUAUCAGCUCUAAAUGGGGAUCCUCGAUCCAAAGGUGCGAAUCUCGAAGGUCUUGGGACUAUCUCAAUAGACUUGUCACAAAAGAACGCAAAAUCCACACAUGAUCUUGUUAGUACGUUGCUUACACAGGCAACAGAUCCAAACUUAAAGAGACGAUACACUUCGUGUUUGGAGAAUUAUAAUGACGCUUUAAAUAAUUUAGGAGAACUGUAUGGUUUUUUGAAUUCUAAAGAUUAUGAUAGUUUGAACAUUCAUGCUUCCGCUGCUUCGGAUGAUCCUUCUACAUGUGAUGACAAUUUUUCAGGACCACCCACUGAAUCACCCCAAUUAAAAGAUGCUAGUGACAAGCUUCAAGGACUUAUUGGUAUUACUUUGGUUAUUAGCAAUCAAUUGAAAGGGGGUAUACAUGCAUAG